AUGCCUUCAUUACAGGUUUUUUCCUACUUUGUGAAGGCGAAAAGUUUCCUUUCAUUUUUAAAUCGGAAAACUUUAGUGAAAAAAAAACCAUAUUUUGGCACAUUUAGUGAAAGAAGCAAAACAAUUUAUUUUUUGAGAGUAUUAUUACCAGUGGAAAACUCCAUUUUUUUUCAAAUAUUUCAGCUGCUUGGAUCCCGGCUCAAGCAUCUCACAACACAAUCUUUAUUUGUUCGAGGGCUAAUUCCUAUCGAAUCAAAUCCAGUGUUGAGACUUCUUAACAGUCUUUCACUUCAGCCUCAGCAGAUUUAUUUUAUUUGGAGCAAAUUCGCGAUUGACAGUAUUUAUUUGGUUAGUUCAGCAAAGUUGAACUAAAAAAAAAUAAUUUAGCUAGAGGAGCUGAUCAACAACAACAAGGACACGGUUUGUGACAUUGGACUGGAAGAAUGUGCUCCAUCGCAUUUGUUCACAGAUCAGCUCGUUUCACCUGUUGUUUCACGUGAGUUAAUAACGGUAACUUCAAAAAUAUCUACGGUCAAUUGAAUAACGUUUUCUUUAUUUUUGGAAGUCGGGACUUUUUUCAAUUCUUAUAAAGUUGUUCCAAUGACCAUUUCAAAGAACAUCUGAAGCAUUGAAUAGAAAGAAAACUGCAAGAAAAUCGUUCGAUGUGUCUUUGAUGUAAUAUUUGACAAACAGAGAAUUUGAUGUUUGCGGCGUGAUUGACGAGAACGGAUUUUGAUCGAGUGGAAAUCGAAGACAGACCAACCAUAUUUUGGAGCGACCGAUCAACUUCAAAUUUUCAGAUCUCACAUCACUGCGUCUUUGGAACAAUUGUAAGUCGUCUCAUUACGCCAUCACCGACACGACGACCUUCGCUCUUUCGAAGUGAUUCUCCCUCAAGCGACCUCUUGCGGCACACUUCGUUCAGGGCGAUCGCCGAAGGUGUGCCUGUAGAGACGAUAGACCUCGCGACGUGCAGCAUCACCAACCACAGCGUCAUCGCCGCCAUUCUCGCCUGGACCAUGUGUCCACGCAGCGAUUUGUCCAUUUCACUCAGUCAUUGUCCCUUGAUUGACAGGUCAGUUUUGAACUCAAACAACUAAUUUACUACAACAAAAAUUUUUUUUGAUGAAUCAGUCAAUCAUCCAAAAAAAAAAAAUUGUAACAGAUAAAAAUUUGGAACUAUUUUGAGUUUUACAUCAAUCAGAGAAAUCUGAGACUGUAGGAAGUAAUUUCUACGCAGUUAUAUCAUUCUUCACAUUUUUCAAUCAUUCUCAAAAGUUUUUUGCAGAGAAGCUUUACACGAGGAGUUGAUAGCGCAAGAAAUCUUUCUCAAAGAAGAUCGAGUUCGUCUGAACGGUUACACGUUGACGCUUUUCUGCUGA
Molecule: messenger RNA, 1382 nt
Organism: Caenorhabditis auriculariae
Lineage: Eukaryota; Metazoa; Nematoda; Chromadorea; Rhabditida; Rhabditidae
Source: the annotation of a GenBank genome assembly